Cynocephalus volans (Philippine flying lemur) is the source of this 546-nucleotide messenger RNA. RefSeq names its product double homeobox protein A-like. Gene Ontology annotation, molecular function: RNA polymerase II transcription regulatory region sequence-specific DNA binding; DNA-binding transcription factor activity, RNA polymerase II-specific. Bases 1 to 546 code for a protein of 181 amino acids. Gene Ontology annotation, cellular component: nucleus. The record is from RefSeq and is a predicted model, not a curated record. The transcript has a single exon. Lineage: Eukaryota; Metazoa; Chordata; Mammalia; Dermoptera; Cynocephalidae. Gene Ontology annotation, biological process: regulation of transcription by RNA polymerase II.
AUGUCCCAAGCCAAGUUUCUAAACAAGAUUGUAUCAACAGAUUGUAGGCGCAGUCGCACCAAAUUCACAGAAGAUCAAUUGAAAAUUCUUAUCAAUGCCUUUGAACAAAAUCCUUACCCAGGUUAUGCUACCAAACAAAAACUUGCUUUAGAAAUCAACACUGAAGAGUCAAGAAUCCAGACUUGGUUUCAGAAUCGAAGAGCUAGGCACCAACUUCAGAAUAGGCACCAACUUCAGAAAAGACCAGACCUUGGGAAGACUUUAGAAUCAAGCCAAAGCCAUGAUCACCUUGAAGAACAGACUCAAAGUAGAGAACCCAGGCGGUGUCGUACCAGUUAUACCUCCUCUCAAUUACACACCCUCAUUGAGGCAUUUAUGAUCAACCCUUACCCUGGGUUUCAUUUCAGAGAACAACUUGCCAAAGAAAUUGGAGUUCCAGAGUCAAGAGUCCAAACUUGGUUUCAAAAUCGAAGAAAUAAAUUACAUGCCUGGAGAAAAAGAGAACUACAUGAGUCCUUAGAACAAGACCAGGGACAAGACUUCUGA